AUGGGAGACAUGCCGGGGGAGCAGCAGCAGGAGCCCGCACACCGGCAGAUCCGCUUCGCCGAUGGCAGCGGGAGCAGCAAUGAGCUGGAUAAGGAGAGCGAGUGCAGCGGGAGCCCGGAGCUGGAAGGGACGGAGGAUGAGCAGCAGCAGGUGGGACCUCAGCUUAAGCUGCUGCCCAUGAACGACCAGAUCCGGGAGCUGCAGACCAUCAUCCGGGACAGGACCACAAGCCGAGGGGAUUUCGUAUUUUCUGCAGAUCGUUUGAUCCGGUUGGUGGUUGAGGAGGGUCUGAAUCAACUGCCGUAUACAGAAUGUACUGUUACUACACCCACUGGUUACAAGUAUGAGGGGGUGAAAUUUGAGAAAGGGAACUGUGGAGUGAGCAUUAUGAGAAGUGGUGAAGCCAUGGAGCAGGGGCUCAGGGACUGCUGCCGCUCCAUCCGUAUUGGGAAGAUCCUGAUCCAGAGUGAUGAAGAAACGCAACGUGCCAAGGUUUACUAUGCCAAAUUCCCACCAGAUAUUUAUAGGAGGAAGGUUCUCUUGAUGUACCCUAUACUAAGCACUGGAAAUACUGUCAUUGAAGCUGUAAAAGUUCUGAUAGAACACGGGGUUCAACCAUCCUGCAUCAUACUGCUCAGUCUCUUCUCUACCCCACAUGGUGCCAUCUCCAUCAUCCAGGAAUUUCCUGACAUAACCAUUUUAACCACAGAGGUCCACCCGGUUGCCCCCACACACUUUGGACAAAAGUAUUUUGGUACAGACUGACCACGUGAAUCUCCGACCACAUGACCCUCCCUCUGCAGGGGGGUGCACAUGUUGCCCCAAUGCCAUGCAGUUACCUUUAUAUUCUUCAGUGUAUUACCACCUACUGCUUAGAUAGGGCUCUGAAUUAUGCAACUUUUUUGUAUGGUCUUUUUUCUAGCUUUUUAUUCAAGACUCACUGCCUAGCCACCAACAGAGACUGAAUGGUGUUUUUACUUGAUUUUCAGUGCUUUCUCACCUCUCCCCCAGUGUUCAGUGACACAUUCCAUUCAAAAACAGCUUUUACUGGUGUGCUAAGGCAUUCUAGGGCAUCAGGUAUUUAUUUGUAUUACUAUUACAACAGCAUAACAAUAAAGUGUUGAUAUGAUUCA
Molecule: messenger RNA, 1133 nt
Organism: Pseudophryne corroboree (corroboree frog)
Lineage: Eukaryota; Metazoa; Chordata; Amphibia; Anura; Myobatrachidae
Gene: UPRT
Product: uracil phosphoribosyltransferase homolog
Exons: 7
Coding region: 1-765 (254 amino acids)
Cellular component (GO): cytoplasm
Molecular function (GO): ribosylnicotinamide kinase activity
Source: RefSeq, a predicted model, not a curated record